AUAUAUGGAAGCUCCACCUAUAACUGAAGAAGAAUUAAAUUAGUUAUAUAAUUGGAUAGACACUAUUCCAUUAACUAGAUCAAAAAAAAACAUAACAAGAGAUUUUGCAGAUGGAUGUAUGAUGGCAGAAAUAAUAUAGCAUUAUUUACCAAAAUUAGUUGAUGUCCAUAAUUAUUCACAGGCACACUCAAUAACUUAAAAAAUGUAUAAUUGGAAUACAUUAAAUUGUAACAAAAAUAAAUAAAAAAAUUAUAUGUAUAUUUAUAUUAUAAUAGAAAGAGUAUUUAGAAAAAUGGGAUUCUAAAUAUCUAAUAUUGAUAUUGAAAGUAUAAUAAAUUCAACUCCUAAUGCGAUUGAAAGAGUAUUGAAAGUAGUUUAAAUAAAAAUUGAAAAAUAUAUUCAAGAAUAAAAAAAAAGAAAAGAACAAGAAUCAUUUGUAUAGUAAAAAUAAUAGUAAAAUGUAUUUUAAAACUAAUAAAAUUAAGGAGAAUUAAUUUUUAAACUUUAAGAAAAGGAUAAGUCUAAUUAAGAACUUAAAGAAACUAUUGAAAUAUUAGAAUUAAAAGUAAAAAAAAUGGAUUAACUUGUCAAAUUAAAAGAUAGUAAAAUUUAAAAUUUAAUUAAUAAGCUUUCAGUUGCAGGUCUUUAAUGA
Ichthyophthirius multifiliis is the source of this 652-nucleotide messenger RNA. Its product is annotated as sperm flagellar protein 1, putative. Lineage: Eukaryota; Ciliophora; Oligohymenophorea; Hymenostomatida. The record is from RefSeq and is a predicted model, not a curated record. Gene Ontology annotation, molecular function: microtubule binding. The transcript is spliced from 3 exons. Gene Ontology annotation, cellular component: axoneme. Gene Ontology annotation, biological process: regulation of cytoskeleton organization.